Molecule: messenger RNA, 3348 nt
Organism: Oncorhynchus keta (chum salmon)
Lineage: Eukaryota; Metazoa; Chordata; Actinopteri; Salmoniformes; Salmonidae
Product: NACHT, LRR and PYD domains-containing protein 12-like
Molecular function (GO): protein binding
Source: RefSeq, a predicted model, not a curated record
CUGGCAUCUCUCUGGGGAGAGAGAGGAGGGGGACCCUGCCUCUAAAAUGAGUCUCUCUGGGAACAUGACACCAAAACUAAGAGACCAAUCAAGCAGGAGAGACCAGCCUCCCCUGUUCCCAGCUGUGUGUCCAUGAAGAGUGACCGGUCUAUGGGUCUACCUAUAAACUUUAGAGAGGAAGACUUUUCUACUGAACAAAGAAACCAACAGGAGAGAUCAGAGUCAGAGAUUCUCAGUGGUCAGUCUUCCCAGAGUCAUCAAACAGACCUGGCCUCCAUAUUCAGUUUGCUUGAAGAGAAAAUUAUGACAUUUGUGAAGAAUGAGCUGAAGAUGUUCAAGAGGAUUCUUAGUCCAGAACUCCCAGAAGGCUUUGAGAGUCAGAAGCAGGAUAAGGAAGUGGUGGAUCCUGAAGAUGAGAAGCAGGAGAGCAGUGCCAGAGAGGGGGCUCUGAAGAUCACACUGCACAUCCUGAGGAAAAUGAACCAGAAGGAGCUUGCUGACACACUGGAGAAAAAUUCAGAUGAUCCUGCUGUGAUUUGCCAACGUGAACUCAAAUCUAAUCUAAAGAAGAAGUUUCAAUGUGUAUUUGAGGGGAUCGCUAAACAAGGAAACCCAACACUUCUCAAUAAGAUCUACACAGAGCUCUACAUCACAGAGGGUGGAACAGGAGAGGUCAAUAAUGAACAUGAGCUGAGACAGAUUGAAACAACAACCAGGAAACAAGCAAGACCAGAGACUGCAAUCAAAUGUAACGACAUCUUCAAACCCUUAACUGGACAAGACAAACCUAUCAGAACUGUGCUGACAAAGGGAGUCGCUGGCAUUGGAAAAACAGUCUCUGUGCAGAAGUUCAUUCUGGACUGGGCUGAAGGAAAAGCAAAUCAGGAUGUCCAAUUUGUAUUUUCAUUCCCUUUUCGGGAGCUGAAUUUGAUGAAAGAGGACAAACAAACUUUGAUUGAUCUUCUCAAUCACUUCUCAGUGGAAACCAAACAAUCAAGAAUCUCCAACUACCACAAGUACAAAGUUCUGUUCAUCUUUGAUGGUCUGGAUGAGUGCCGACUGCCCCUAGACUUCCAGAAGAACAGGAUCUGUUGUGACGUCACAGAGUCAACCUCAGUGGAUGUUCUGCUGACAAAUCUCAUCAAGGGAAAUCUGCUUCCCUCUGCUCUCCUCUGGAUAACUACCCGACCUGCAGCAGCCAAUAAGAUCCCUUCAGUGUGUGUUGACCAGGUGUCAGAGGUACGAGGGUUCAAUGACCCACAGAAGGAGGAGUACUUCAGGAAGAGAUUCAGUGAUGAGGACCUGGCCAGCAGAAUCAUCUCACACAUAAAGACAUCAAGGAGCCUCCACAUCAUGUGCCACAUUCCAGUCUUCUGUUGGAUUUCUGCAACAGUCCUUGAACACAUGUUGAAACAUAAGAGAGAAGAGAUGCCCAAGACUCUGACUGAGAUGUACACACACCUUGUGGUGUUUCAUACCAAACAGAAGAAUGAAAAGUAUCUUGGGAAAGAAGAGACAGGUCCACGCAACCUAAUUUUCUAUGAAGAAGACCUGAAAGAGUCUGGUAUUGAUGUCAGUGAAGCCUCAGUGUACUCAGGAUUGUGCACACAGCUCUUUAAAGUGGAACGUGGGCUGUUCCAGGAAAAGGUGUACUGCUUUGUUCAUCUGAGCAUUCAGGAGUUUCUGGCUGCUGUAUAUGUGUUCCUCUCAUUCAUCAACAACAAUGAGAAUCUAAUGGAUGAACUGCAAACAAAAAACAACUCUGAAGUUACUUUCUACAAGAGUGCUGUGGAUAAAGCCUUACAAAGUGAGACGGGAAACCUGGACCUUUUCCUCCGCUUCCUUCUGGGCCUCUCACUGGAGUCCAAUCAGAAGCACUUACGAGGUCUACUGACAAAGACAAGAAGCAGCUCACAGAGCCAUGAAGACACAGUCGAGUACAUCAAGGAGAAGAUCAGGGAGAAUCUCUCUUCAGAGACGAGCAUCAAUCUGUUCCACUGUCUGAAUGAACUGAAUGACCAUUCUCUAGUAGAGGAGAUCCAAAGCUACCUGAGAUCAGGAAGUCUCUCAAAACCCAACCUGUCACCUGCACAGUGGUCAGCUCUGGUCUUUGUGUUGCUGACUUCAGAAAAGGAGCUGGAUGUGUUUGACCUGAAGAAAUACUCCAGAUCAGAGGAAGGUCUUCUGAGGCUGCUGCCAGUGGUCAAAGCCUCCAGAGCUGUUCUGCUGUCAGGCUGUGGAGUCACAGAGGAAGGUUGUGCUUCUCUGGUCUCAGCUCUGGAGUCAAACCCCUCACACCUGAGAGAGCUGGAUCUGAGUAACAAUGACCUGAAGGAUUCAGGAGUGAAGCUGCUCUCUGCUGGACUGGGGAAUCCCCACUGUAAACUGGAGACUCUGAGGCUGUCAGGCUGUGGAGUCACAGAGGAAGGCUGUGCUUCUCUGGUCUCAGCUCUGAGGUCAAACCCCUCACACCUGAGAAAGUUGGAUCUGAGUAACAAUGACCUGAAGGAUUCAGGAGUGAAGCUGCUCUCUGCUGGACUGGGGAAUCCCCACUGUAAACUGGAGACUCUGAGGCUGUCAGGCUGUCUAGUCACAGAGGAAGGCUGUGCUUCUCUGGUCUCAGCUCUGAGGUCAAACCCCUCACACCUGAGAGAGCUGGACCUGAGCUACAAUCACCCAGGAGACUCAGGAGUCAGACUGCUCUCUGCUGGACUGGAGGAUCCACACUGCAGACUGGAGAAACUCAAUGUGGAACAUGGUGGAGGGUACACAAUGAAACCUGGGCCUAGAAAAUAUGUCUGUGAUCUCACACUGGACCCAAACACAGUAAACAGACACCUCUCUCUGUCUGAGGGGAACAGAAAGGUGACAUGUAGAACAGAGAAGCAGCCGUAUCCUGAUCACCCAGAGAGAUUUGAGGGCUGUAGACAGGUGCUGUGCAGAGAGGGUCUGACUGGGCGCUGUUACUGGGAGGUAGAGUGGAGUGGAGGGGCUGUUAUAGGAGUGACAUAUAAAGGAAUCAACAGGAGAGGAGGGGUUGAUGGAUGGGAUGGCUGUGGGCUUGGAUACAAUGACAAGUCCUGGAGUCUGUUCUGCUCUGACCACAGUUACGCUGCCUGGCAUAAUAAUAAACCCACUACCAUAGACGUCCUCUCCAGCUCCCACAGAGUAGGAGUGUAUCUGGACUGGCCAGCCGGCACUCUGUCCUUCUAUAGAGCCUCCUCUGACACACUGACCCACCUGAUCACAUUCACCUCCACAUUCACCGAGCCCCUCUAUCCAGGGUUUCAUCUUUGGUAUGAUGGUGCCUCAGUGUCUCUGUGUCAGUGAUACACACACAUUGAACAC